UCGGAAAAGUAAGCUCUUUACAAUUUUCGACAAUGUGUUCCGCCAUUUUGCUUGAUAGAGGAGUGAACGUAAAAUAAAUUCCAUGUAUUUUAACGUGGAUAGAGACUAUUUAUAAUAAAAAUUAGUGUUCACACACACUAAUGGCUUGCUUAAAUACCCUUAAGUUAGAAAUUAAAACAUUAGAACAAGUGUUUCCAAAAAACCAUGAACGUUUUCAGAUAAUGUCAGCUAGUGUCGACGAACUGACCUGCAGGUUCGUUGGCAAAAAUGGAAAGAAAUAUGAAAUACACGCAAACAUAACUGAAACAUACCCCACCACACCACCAGUCUGGUUUGCAGAAAGUGAGGAUCCAAUUGUGACAAAUGCUGUUCAGAUACUCACUAACACUCAAGGACGAGACAAUCAUGUAAUAAACCAGGUUGGGAUAUUGCUGCGAGAGCUAUGCAAACUACAUGGAGUACCAGAACCCCCAGACUUAGAUUCAUUAUCCUUGCCAGUACAUCCAGCGCCCCCUCAACACAGAGUACCAAGUGUCACAUCAAAUGGUGCUGAAUCUGGUACAGAGGAAGAUGAGGAAAUGGCAGCUGAGGAAGAUGACUCUGAAGGAGAAGAUGACUUGCCACUUGAGAUGGUUGAAGAUGCUGGCCGUAGCAACAAGGAUGACAUGGAAACUGAACAUUUAGCGACACUAGAGCGACUGAGACAGAACCAAAGGCAGGACUAUCUAUCCGGCAGUGUGUCUGGCAGUCUCCAAGCCACGGACAGACUCAUGAAGGAGCUCCGGGACAUAUACCGUUCACACUCUUUCAAGAAUAAUAUGUAUUCCAUUGAAUUAGUAAACGACUCACUAUAUGAAUGGAACAUCAGACUGCGCUCUGUGGAUCCUGACAGUCCACUACACAACGACCUCCUCCUGCUGAAAGAAAAGGAGGGAAAAGACUCUAUUCUUCUCAACAUUAUAUUCAAGGAAACUUAUCCAUUCGAGCCGCCUUUUGUGCGUGUUGUUUAUCCUAUAAUCUCAGGAGGCUAUGUAUUAGUCGGAGGUGCGAUAUGUAUGGAGCUAUUAACGAAGCAAGGCUGGUCAUCCGCGUACACUGUGGAAGCGGUGAUCAUGCAGAUAGCCGCCACCCUGGUGAAGGGCAAGGCUCGGAUCCAGUUCAGUGCCACCAAAGUUGUUUCACAGACUCAGUACAGUCUGGCCCGUGCACAGCAGAGCUUCAAAUGUCUUGUUCAGAUACAUGAGAAAAAUGGUGAGCAGUUUAUUAUGUAUCUAUGUAAAAAUGACUUUAACCAAAACUUAUCUUUUACUUUUUGUUUUUUUUUUAAACUGGCUAUUGAAUAUCAUUAAGACUGGUGUUGAGCUGUGUGCUGUCUAAUAUAUUUAGAUUGCAUUGUAUUUGAUCUAUCACAGUGCACUACCAUCUAUCUAUCAUGUUAUAUCUUGUAGUGGAUAUGAAGAAGUCAUGUGGUUUGUGAUAUAACAAAUCCUCAAUCCAACCCAAAAAUAAUUGAAGGUUGCUAAUUAGCAUUCACCUUAGGAUACUGAUAACUAUACUGCAUCAAAUAAGCUGUGAUGAUGUAUUGUGGUCAGAGUGUAAUAAUGAUAGAUGGGAUAAUAAAAAGACACUUAAUUAGUUUAUUAAUAAAUUUAAUGAGUACGUUCAUAUGAUAUUAUUUUGAAUUACAUUCUUGAAAAGCUUUUUUAAAUCCAAAUAAUUGUUGACUAUAGUUAGUUACAAAUACAAUGAACAAAUUAAUAAAAACAACAUUUAAUGUAUUUUUUUAUUGAAGAAAUGUCUGAAUACGAACUAAACAUGAUUAGUACAUAUUUUUAACAUAAACUCUGUUGUGUAAAAAUAUAUGAAUGUUUAAUAUAUUCUGUUUUCCAACAACAUAAUUACUAUCGUAAAUACGUACAUUAUAACAAACUAGCUGUACCCGUCCGCUUCGCUGGGUAAAAUUAACAUUAUUAUUUCUCACCCCCACAAAGAUUCUGAUCAUUAACGCCCCCGCAACUGGUGUAGGGAGUCCAACACUCAUAUAAAUAUUAGCCUAUCCUUUAAGUAUAUGUAUUUUCUACAUGGAUACCAAGUUUCAAGUCAAUCGGAUGCACGGUUCAGUAGUUAUAACGGAACAUCCGUAAAUACCACUGUAGAUUUAUAUAUUAGUACUGGCGACCCGCCCUCGCUUCGCUUCGGAAAUAUUAAAUUUUAUUAUUGAUAGUUGAGUCCCGCGAUGUUACCCGCGGUUAUUGUAGUACAGCGGGCGACGCCGCGGGGCCAAGCUAUUCUAAAAAUGUUUAAGUUACUCCUUAUAUCAUCAGCUACCUAUUACUGAAAGUCUCGUCAAAAUCGGUCCAGCCGUUCCAGAGAUUAGCCGGAACAAACAAACAGACAGACAAAAAUUGUAAAAAAUGUUAUUUUAGUGUAUGUACCGUAUAUAUAUUCAUAUGCAUGUAGUAAAAAGCGGUUAUUUCACUAUUACAAACAGACACUCCAAUUUUAUUUAUAUGUAUAGAUAGACGAAGCCCCUAUUCAUGUAAGAGUUGUAAUCGUUUCAUACUAAUAUUUAUCUAAUUUUCAGGCUGGUUCACACCUCCGAAAGAGGAUGGGUAAUUGGAACUGCGGAGCGCUGUGUAACGAUUUGUUACGCCCAACGUAACUACCAUGUUAAUAUGAGUGAUAGCUGACUGCGCGUCAACAUUUCCAUAACGUUUGUCUGUCUGUAUGCGCGACUCGUUUUUAUGUAUGUGCUGAAUAUGAAUGGACGUUUUGCGAGUAUUGUACGUGUAUUAUUGUAAGUGGUAAUGUUCUGAAUCAAGUGCGGGGCGUUAACGAAAGACUAUACAAGACUUAUAGGAAGAAAAAUUAAAGUUUACUGUGUAACGUUUUUUGUAAUCAUUAAUUUCUCAUUGAACGUUAACCGUAUGGUAGCCCUAGAAGUUACUGGAGUGUAAAGUUGAUAAGAUCUUUGCAUUUCUUUAGUUAUUAUUGAAAUAAAUGAAAAAAAACCUGUGAUUCUUUA
Molecule: messenger RNA, 3025 nt
Organism: Bombyx mori (domestic silkworm)
Lineage: Eukaryota; Metazoa; Arthropoda; Insecta; Lepidoptera; Bombycidae
Product: ubiquitin conjugating enzyme E2
Exons: 7
Coding region: 141-1349 (402 amino acids)
Biological process (GO): protein polyubiquitination
Cellular component (GO): nucleus
Molecular function (GO): ubiquitin conjugating enzyme activity
Source: RefSeq, a predicted model, not a curated record